Molecule: messenger RNA, 948 nt
Organism: Drepanopeziza brunnea f. sp. 'multigermtubi' MB_m1
Lineage: Eukaryota; Fungi; Ascomycota; Leotiomycetes; Helotiales; Drepanopezizaceae
Product: mitochondrial 37S ribosomal protein uS15m
Biological process (GO): translation
Cellular component (GO): ribosome
Molecular function (GO): structural constituent of ribosome
Source: RefSeq, a predicted model, not a curated record
AUGCCUCCUCGAAUACCUACUGCUUCGCGCCUCGGGGCCUUCAGUACAUGCUUCCGAGCAUCCCCCAACGCUCAACUCCCUAUUACCUCUGUUGCCAAUGUGACUACAAUGGCACAAAGGAGGAAAUACAAAGACCCAUACGCACUGGCCCAAGGAAAGCAGAGGAAGGACGCAAAUUUGUCACGGCAGGCAGAGCUUCAGGAGCAAAGGAAGGCAGCAUUAGGAGACCCAGUCCGAGGCAUCACCACACCAUUUCUCGAAUCGUUCGACGACGUCGGAGCAUCUCUGGCCGCCAAUGAUUCAAAAUCUACGAGAAUAAACGGCGUGGAAAUCAAGACCGCAGGCAAUGUCCUUCUCAACCAUUUCCUCACAAAAUCCGAGCUCGAAGCCUCCAUCAAGCACUCCCAAGCUUUGACCGAGCCAGUGGUGGCCAAAAUACGAGAUUUCGCAGACCCAGUGCAGGAAGCUGAGCAGAAGAGGAAGCACGAGGAUGGACAUGCCAAUGCCGUUACUGCUUUGGCUAGGAUUGUCAGUCUGACUAAUGCAAGUCAGAAGGACAAGACGAGAGCGAAUAUUGUGAGAUGCAUUGAAACCUUUGGACGACACAGGACGGAGAAAUUUUUGAAACCAAGGCCAUCACCGAACCCUUCAUCAUUGGGAGAAAAGCCGCUGCCGCAGAAGACACCUAGAGCCGGGCCUGAUACGGGGAGCUCGGAAGUCCAGGUUGCCAUCUUGACGGCGAAGAUCAGAGUUCUGGCUAACCAGCUUGAGAUGAAGGGUGGGAAGAAGGACAAGAUAAACAAAAGAAAUUUGCGCGUUAUGGUCCACAAGAGACAGAAGCAUUUGAAGUAUCUACGAACGAAGGAGCGCGGUGGCGAGCGAUGGCAGCACUUGAUCGGCACUUUGGGAUUGAGCGAGGGAACGUGGAAGGGCGAGAUUAGCUUGUAA